GGACCUCCAUUCCAUUCCGCGAUGUUCCUUUAAGGGAAGCGCAAGGGUGGAGGAGGAGGAGGAGGAGGAGCCGGCUUCCUCACACCGCGCACACCCGCGUGUGUGCGUGCCGGUCCUCAGUUAGACUUGCAGGACGAAGUGCUGCGCGUGGAAAUGAAAGACGCUGCAGGUUGCGGAGCGGCUGCACGCGGGCUGGACUUUCACCGGACCUCGUCGAUGCUCUUCCUCACGGGAUCAUGCUUCCUCCUCGCGCCGCAUUCCUCCUCCUCCCCCUCCGCCGUGCACCUUGGCCUCAGCUGAGCGACAGACGGAGGCUGCACCGGGUUUGAACCCGCGCCGUUUUUUUUUUUUUUUUUUUUUUUUUGCAAAACAUCUCUACCCCGCGCGCGCACGCGCGGCCCUUCGCGGCUGGCCUUGGAGCGCUGAGCCGACAGACAUGCUGCGGCUACUUCUGCUGCUGCUGAGUGCGGCCGUGUCGUCGGGUGCAGGCGCCCCGCCGGAGGCGCUGUCGCGCGCGGGCGUGGCCCCGCGGUGCGAGAGCCGCGCCUGCAACCCCCGCAUGGGCAACCUGGCGCUGGGCCGCCGCGUCCUGACCCAGAGCGUGUGCGGCAACAACGGCACCGAGCCGUACUGCGCCUACGGCCACGCGGGCCCCACGUGCGGCGCCGCCAAGUGCGGCGAGUGCAACGCCGCCCUGCCCCACCUGUCCCACCUGGCGGGCGCCAUGUCCGACUCGUCCUUCCGCCACCCCGACACCUGGUGGCAGUCGGCGGAGGGCGCCGACUCGGAGAUGGUCCAGCUGGACCUGGAGGCCGAGUUCUACUUCACGCACCUCAUCGUCGUCUUCCGCUCGCCACGGCCCGCCGCCAUGACGCUGGAGCGCUCGCAGGACUUUGGGCGCACCUGGCGCAUGCUGCAGUACUACGCCCGCAACUGCAGCGCCGCCUUCGGGAUCCCGGAGGGCAAAGGGGCCGGAUCGGGGCGGGACGGGGCCGCCUGCACGUCCAAGUACUCCGGAGCGUACCCGUGCGCCCGAGGGGAGGUGAUCUACCGCACCCUCCCCAAGUGGGAGUCUCUGGACCCAUUCGGCCUGGAGGGCCAGCAGCAGCUGCGGGUGACCAACAUUCGCAUCCGGCUGCUGGAGCGCCAGCCGUGCCCGUGCCAGGCCAAAGUCGCCGCCGCGCCGGGCGAGGCUCUGCCCACGCGCCACUUUGCCAUCUACGACCUGAUCGUGAAGGGCAGCUGCUUCUGCAACGGGCACGCCGAGCAGUGCCUCCCCGCGCCGGGGUACCGGCCCGUCCGGGAGCGCGCCAGCCACGUGGUCCACGGGAAGUGUGUGUGCCGACACAACACGGCCGGCGACCACUGCGAGCGCUGCGCCGCGCUCUACAACGACCGACCGUGGCAACCCGCCGACGGCCUGACGGGGGCGCCGCACGAGUGUCGCAAGUGCAAGUGUAACGGACACGCUCACAGCUGCCAUUUUGAUUGGUCGACGUGGCGGGACUCGGGCCAGCGCAGCGGCGGCGUGUGCGACUGUCUGCACCACACCGAAGGGCGCCAGUGUCAGAACUGCAAGGCCGGCUUCUACCGGGACCCUCGGCGGCCGCACACCGCCCCCGACUCCUGCAAGCCCUGCAACUGUCACCCGUCGGGCUCGGCCGGCGACGCGCCCUGCGACCCGAGCGACGGCGGCUGCGUCUGCAAGCCCGGCGUGGGCGGCGCCCGCUGCGACAGGUGCGCGGCGGGAUACUGGGGCUUCCACCCAUACGGCUGCCGCCCGUGCGACUGCGCCGGAGACUGCGACCCCAUCACGGGGGACUGUGUGCACGGGUCGGACUUGUACAACUUGGAGGCAAACGCCAGCCAGCAAGUCAAGAUCUUCAGAGCGGACGAGCUCUUCUCUGCCCUCCACUACUCAGAGAAGUGCGAGUGCAAAGAGCAGCCGCUGACCAACAGCAAACUGUUCUGCACCAUGAACUACGCCUACGUCCUGAAGGUGAAGGUCCUGUCGGCCCACGACAAGGGCUCGCACGCCGAGGUGGAGGUGAAGGUCCAGAAGGUGCUGAGUCAGGCGGCCAAGCUCCAGCGGGGCCGCGUCACGCUCUACCCCGAGUCCUGGACGGCCCGGGGCUGCACCUGCCCCAUCCUCAACCCGGGUGUGGAGUACCUGGUGGCGGGCCACGCCGACAGGAAGCGGGGCCACCUGCUGGUCAACAUGAAGAGCCUGGUCAAGCCCUGGACGGCCACCUUGGGCCGCAAAGUGCUCGCGCUGCUCAAGAAGGACUGCAACUGGUAGACACGCACGCACGCACGCACGCACGGCUGAGACUUUUCCUGGCGACGGACUCCAGGCCCGGAUUAUUCAAUUGUGGAUUAUUCAACUCGGAUGAUCGUUUUGACCUCGUGACCUGGAUUGACAAUGGUGGAGAAAAAAACAAAAAUCGCUCUCUCUCUCUUUCUGUGCACUUUAACCAGCAAAAUGGACUGGAAUGGAACAUGGCCGCACAUACACACGCCAUCGAGUGUGUACAUGGACACACGCACACACACACACACACACACGCCACAGUGAGGGAGACCAAGCCAUACAAGCCACUGCAGGUGGUUCAGUCCUCGCCAGGCCAGGUGCAAGAUGGCGGACAAUCGCCCCCAAACGUGAAUGUAAUAGCCUCGGUAUGUGCAUGGGGAUGUAGAAGUGUGUGUGUGAAGAAGAAUCAAGUGAGGAGGUUUAGGCCCGAGCACAGUCCCAGUCCAGCUCUUUUUUUUUUUGUUCUUUUCAUUUCAAGAUGACUCGUCAUCCCGGCUUCCUUCCGUGUGCUCUUUGUACAGUCUUAUUUGUAUCUCCGUUUAAGUCUGAUUGUCAUGGCACAGCAAUUUUUCAGCUUUACGUUAGCUUGGACUUGUAGGCUUUUUGUAGCAUCGCGUGGCGCGCUGUUUGCCCUGCCCCCCCCCGCCCCGGCCCCCCUUCCCCCCGAGGGCUUUUCCAAUGCAAUGAUAAUACAAUUAUCAAUGCACCGUGA
Messenger RNA from Hippocampus zosterae (dwarf seahorse), 3023 nucleotides. It is a transcript of the gene ntn4, whose product is annotated as netrin 4. The record is from RefSeq and is a predicted model, not a curated record. Gene Ontology annotation, molecular function: protein binding. The transcript has 10 exons. The coding region runs from base 437 to 2299 and encodes 620 amino acids. Gene Ontology annotation, cellular component: laminin trimer. Lineage: Eukaryota; Metazoa; Chordata; Actinopteri; Syngnathiformes; Syngnathidae. Gene Ontology annotation, biological process: cell migration; basement membrane assembly; substrate adhesion-dependent cell spreading.